Messenger RNA from Penicillium atrosanguineum, 846 nucleotides. RefSeq names its product SDR family NAD(P)-dependent oxidoreductase. The coding region runs from base 1 to 846 and encodes 281 amino acids. Gene Ontology annotation, molecular function: oxidoreductase activity, acting on the CH-OH group of donors, NAD or NADP as acceptor. The record is from RefSeq and is a predicted model, not a curated record. NCBI's taxonomy places the organism in Eukaryota, Fungi, Ascomycota, Eurotiomycetes, Eurotiales, Aspergillaceae. The transcript is spliced from 2 exons.
AUGAACCCCGACAUCCCAUCAACCCCGCCCUCGCGCUCCCUAAAAGGCAAAGUCGCAAUAGUGACAGGAGCAGGCUGCCUCGGCACAGGCAUAGGCAAUGGUCGCGCAAUUUCCAUCCUCCUAGCCUCAGACGAAUGCUCCGUUAUCUGCGUCGACCUGAAUCUACAAUGGGCAACUCAAACAGUCAACAUGAUACCCGGACGCGGUCAGGCAUUUCCAUUUCAGGCCGACGUCACUUCGUCCGAGGAUUGCCAAGCAGCGGUACGCUUCGCGAUUGAGAAAUUCGGGCGCCUCGAUAUCCUGGUGAAUAAUGUUGGAAUUGCGGGUGCGGCGGGGACGGCUGUUGAUGUGGAUAUGCUGGAGUGGGCUAGGGGGAUGGAGAUUAAUGUGGCGAGUAUGGUGCAGAUGAGCAAGCAUGCCAUUCCGGAGAUGGUGAAGAAUGAUGGUGAGAUGAAGGGGAGUAUUGUUAAUAUGGGGAGUGUGGCUGGGUUGAAGGGCGGGACGCCACAUUUGUUAUAUCCGACUGCGAAGGGGGCGGUGGUUAAUUUGACGAGAGCUAUGGCUGCGCAUCAUGCGCCGGAUGGGAUUCGGGUGAAUUGUGUUUGUCCGGGGAUGCUGUACACGCCUAUGAUGUAUGGGAAUGGCAUGAGUGAGGAGGCUAGGGAGGCUCGGCGAAAGCGUAGCUUGUUAGGUACUGAGGGGAAUGGUUGGGAUUGUGCCGGUGCAGUGGUAUUUCUUGCAGGUCCCCAUGCCCGAUGGAUGACCGGAGUUAUCCUUCCAGUUGAUGCAGGAACAACGGCGGCAGUGGGGAUCGGAAUGACGAAGAGUGCCAGUGUAAAUGCUUAG